This is a messenger RNA of Vanrija pseudolonga, 1872 nucleotides long. It is a transcript of the gene DED81, whose product is annotated as Asparagine--tRNA ligase, cytoplasmic. The coding region runs from base 59 to 1819 and encodes 586 amino acids. Gene Ontology annotation, cellular component: cytoplasm. The transcript is spliced from 3 exons. NCBI's taxonomy places the organism in Eukaryota, Fungi, Basidiomycota, Tremellomycetes, Trichosporonales, Trichosporonaceae. Gene Ontology annotation, biological process: asparaginyl-tRNA aminoacylation. Gene Ontology annotation, molecular function: asparagine-tRNA ligase activity; nucleic acid binding; ATP binding. The record is from RefSeq and is a predicted model, not a curated record.
GAGCACUUUAAACGACGAGGUGGUAUCCAACAACAACACUGCAACAACCACUAUAACCAUGUCGACAGACGCACUCGCAUCUGCCGUCGCUGACAAGCUCAGCGUCAGCGGCUCUAAGCCCACGCUCUACGUCGACGAGAAGAAGGGCUCCGACGAGACGGGCAAGGGCACCCAGGAUGCGCCCUUCGCCACCCCCGUCGGCGCGUACCUCUCGCUCGCUCCCUCGACCGCGUCCGACAAGGACCCCCUGAGCGUCGUCAACAUCCUCGUCCGCAAGGAGGCCGAGGGCGACGCGCCUGCCGAGUGGGCCGAGCUCUCGGGUGCCGGCAAGAAGAAGCUCGCCAAGGGCGUCGACCUCCAGAGGAAGAAGGCCGCCAAGCUCGCUGCCGACGGCGAGAGGCUCGAGAAGGAGCGUCUCGAGACUGAGGCCCGUGAGAAGAAGCGCCGCGAGGAGGCCGCCCAGAUCAAGCUCGUCGAGGACCCCUCCAAGCCCGCUGCCAAGAAGGCCAAGCUCUACCAGCUCCCGGAGCUCAUCGGCGACCGCGUCCGUCUCCAGGGCUGGGUCCACCGCUUGCGUACCCAGAAGACCAACUACUUCAUCAUCCUCCGUGACGGCUCGGGCCCCCUCGCCCAGCUCGUCCUCUCCGGUGACGCCAUCAAGACGCUCGACGCUCUUGACCUGACUGUUGAGUCGACCAUCGAGGCCACUGGCACGAUCCAGAAGGUCAAGGAGGGCCAGAGCGCUCCCCAGGGUGUUGAGAUCGUCGUCGACUGGUGGAAGAUUGUUGGCCGUGCUCCCUCUGGCGACGACGCUUUCGAGGGCCGCCUCUCGGCCGACACUGACGCCUCGAUCCGUGCCGACCUCCGUCACCUCGAGCUCCGUGGCGAGACCGCCACUGCUGUUAUGCGCUUCCGUGCCCUCCUCCUCCGCUACUUCCGCGAGUACUUCAACACCAAGCGCAUCACCGAGGUCACUCCCCCCUGCAUGGUGCAGACCUCGGUCGAGGGUGGUUCGACCCUCUUCUCGUUCGACUACUACGGUGCCCCCGCGUACCUUACCCAGUCGAGCCAGCUGUACCUCGAGACUGUCCUCCCCUCGCUCGGCGACGUCUACUGCAUUCAGGAGUCGUUCCGUGCCGAGAAGUCAUUGACCCGUCGUCACCUGUCCGAGUACACCCACCUCGAGGCCGAGCUCGUGUUCAUCAAGUUCAACGACCUCCUCGACCACCUCGAGGACAUCAUCUGCACGGUCGUCGACAACCUCCUUGCCGACCCCGUCGCGUCCGAGAUCAUCAAGACUUUGCACCCUGAGUUCGUUCCCCCCUCGCGCCCCUUCCUCCGUCUCGACUACAAGGAUGCCAUCAAGUACCUCAACGAGCACGGUAUCAAGAAGGAGGACGGCUCGGACCACGUCGUCGGCGACGACAUUGCCGAGGCCGCUGAGCGCAAGAUGACCGACCAGAUCAACCGCCCUAUCCUUCUCAUCAACUUCCCCAAGAUCCUCAAGUCGUUCUACAUGAAGGCUAUCGAGGGCGACGAGGACUUUACCGAGUCGGUCGACGUUCUUGUUCCUGGCGUCGGCGAGGUUGUCGGCGGUUCGAUGCGUAUCUCGGACUUUGACGAGCUCAUGGCCGGCUACAAGCGUGAGGGCAUUCCCCACGAGCCCUACUACUGGUUCACCGACCAGCGCAAGUACGGCACGACCGAGCACGGUGGCUACGGUCUCGGUGUUGAGCGCUUCAUUGCCUGGUUCCUCAAGCGCUGGACUGUCCGCGAGGCGUCAUUGUACCCUCGUUACAUGGGCCGUGCAACGCCGUAAUGUAGAGGGAGAGGUCGAUAUGGGGUUAGAUGCAUGGCGAUUUAUUGUAGAGA